Molecule: messenger RNA, 2914 nt
Organism: Rotaria sordida
Lineage: Eukaryota; Metazoa; Rotifera; Eurotatoria; Philodinida; Philodinidae
Source: the annotation of a GenBank genome assembly
AUGUCACAGGUAAAUAAUGCAAUGGAUAAAUUUUACUCUUAUCACUUCAUAGUUAUUGGAACUAGUCUAAAUGCUCCACUCAAUAUUGUUCAACCUCUUAAUGAUAUCAAUGUUCUUAUGGGCCAGAGCGGUACAUUCUCGUUUGUUUGCGAUGCCUUUCCUGCACCAAAAGUAACAUGGUUUAUGAACGAUAAUGAGUUAAAAAAUUCGACGAAGCAUAAGAUUGAAGCCAAGCAAAAUGUGUACAUAUUGACAGUGAAUAAAUGUGAGAAUACAGAUAUUGGUACUUAUCGGGCUGUAAUCGAUAAUGGCAUCGAUAAAGGUGAACAAACAGCUAAACUAAAUGUUGGUACUAAGCCAACAGUAGUUGGAAAACCAACUGAUGCUCAAGUACAAAUUGGUCAACCAGCUCGUCUUCAAGUACAAUUUGCUGGACAACCGUUACCUGACAUUACAUGGUCAAGAGCAGAUGGUCAACCACUUGGUGAAAAUGUUAAGAUCGCAAAUGAUGAAAAUGGCCUUGCUGUAUUAGUAUUCGAUUCGACAAUAUUAUCUGAUAAAGGUAGUUAUGUAGCAAAAGCAACAAACAUUGUUGGAUCUGUCGAACAAAAGAUCAAUUUAGAUGUCAAAGAAACGCCAACAUUUAUUCGUAAACCUCAAGAUUUAACAAUUGCAGAUAAAUCUGAAGCAGUUUUCGACUGUGAAAUCGAUGCAUAUCCAAACGCGAAAGUCUCAUGGAUUCGUGAUGGUAAACCAUUAACUACUAAAGAAGGUGUUGAAAUUCAAGCACAAGCUGAUAAAGGUCUUUAUACACUUCGUAUUCCUCAAGUUGAUACAACCAAACAUAUGGGUACAAUAAUAUGUCGUGCAGAAAAUGCUAUUGGUACUACUGAACAUUCACUUCAAUUAAAUGUUACAACAGCUCCAACAUUAAAAGCACAAUUAAAAGAUCUUGAAAUUUUACGUGGACAAGAUGCAACAUUUACUAUUGAUGUUCAAGGUUAUCCAAUACCAGAAAUAAAUUGGAUGCGUGGAAAUGAAACACUUAUUGAAUUAAGUGAUAAAUAUACUUGGGCCGAUGAUCAACAUCGUCAAUUAAUAAUUCAUAAUGUUCAAGUCGAAGAUGAAGAUGAAUAUAAUGUUCGAAUACAUAAUGAAUUUGGUGAAGUUACAAGUAAAGCUAAACUGUCAUGUCUAAUUCCACCAAGUAUAUCACCAGCUACCAUUGAUGAUACACUUUUACAACAUGGUGACGAAAUUGAAUAUCAAUUUGAAAUUGAAGGUCGUCCACAAGUUGAUGUCACAUGGUUGAAAAAUGGUAAAGAACUUAAAUUAAAUGAAAAUUCAAAUUAUAUAUUCACAUCUGAUAAAGAAAAUAAUAAAGAAUCAUUUAAAAUUAUUAAAGCUGAUGGUGAUGAUCAAGCACGUUAUACAUUACAAAUAAAAAAUAAAGCUGGAAAAGCAGAAGUAAAUAUAAAUACAAUUGUUAAAGCAAAUCUACAAUUUACUAAAACACUUUCUGAUGUUGCUACACAAGUUGGACAACCAGUUGCAUUUUCAUGUGAAUGUUUUGGUUUACCAAAACCAACAUUAAUUACAUGGUAUUUUAAUGAUAUCGAAAUAAAAUCAUCAGCUAAAUAUAAAAUUGAAUCAAAAUAUCCAUUAAUAAAUUUAACUAUCAAUAAAACAGAUUUAAUUGAUAUUGGUAAAUAUCGUGUUGUUAUUACAAAUGGUGAACAAACAAUUGAAAAUCAAGCUAAUUUACUUGUACAAACAAAACCAAAAUUAGAAGGUAAACCACAAGAUGCACAACCAAUUAUUGAAGAAUCAGCUAGAAUACAAUGUAAAUUUUCUGGUUCACAACCAUUUAAUGUAACUUGGUUAAAGAAUGGUGAAGUAUUGACUUUACCCAAUGAUAAUAUUGAAGUUAUUAGUGAAGCUGAUACGGGUAUUCAAGCACUUGUUUUUAAACAUGUUGACAUUGAUGAUAAAGCUAGUUAUACAGUUCAAGUUGCAAAUAUGGUUGGACAAGCUGAAGGAAAAAUGAAUUUAACACCUAAAGGUUUGUUUAAAAAAAAACAGAAGUAUAUUGAUUUAUUAGAAGAAAAAGUGUACUGAUUAGUUAUUAUGAUUGGAGAAGAGAAAUUCGUUUGAGAUUUAAACAAUCAUUUAAAUAUGAAAUUUGAUUUUCAGUUUCAAAUUGACCUUAAUCUUACACUUGAGUUCCUAUUUGAAUAUAUGCACCAAAUGAAAGUAAGUGUUCGGUUGAUUUGAGCGUUAUGGUCUAAAACAAAUAGAUUCGUACAUACAUGCAGAUCAGAGAUAUACACCGUCCGCGCCUUAAUUACGCUAGCUGUUAGAGGUUUUCUAUUAAAAAGAAUGUACAUCAAAUGCUGAAAAGUUAAGAGAAGAAAUUUAAUCAUUGACAGAUGCAUACCUUUCAAGAUAUCAUUAGUUUCAUUACCUCAUUUGUUAAGUAAGUAUAAAUUAAAUCGCAAUCAAUAUUGAUUAAAAAUCAUCCUGAUAAUCAAAUUCAAAACUCAGUGAAUUUAAUUGUGACGAUCAUAAUAUUUAAAUUCAUCUUCAAUUUAAACUUGCGUAAAUUUAACUAUAAAAUAAGUUAAAAUGGAAACAAGCGCUCUAUAAGUGUUCGCUCAUAGUAUUUUCAACUUCAUAUUGUUGUUCAUAUGUAAGUGCUCAAAAAUGACACACGGUUUUCAAGUAGUAUUAUAAUGUAACAAAUAUAAAAUUCUUCAAUUAACUUUAGAGUAGUAGUGGCGGCCUCUGCCACUAGUUUAGGAUUUCUUAGAUGGUCAAAGUAUUUUGAAUUUGAAAAUUAUAUAUUUUUCUACCGAGGAUUUUCUCGAAUGUGAGAAUGAUUGAAUUCUGAAAGUUCAGACUCAGUAUUAGGGAG